This is a messenger RNA of Penicillium malachiteum, 1629 nucleotides long. RefSeq lists its product as uncharacterized. The coding region runs from base 1 to 1629 and encodes 542 amino acids. The record is from RefSeq and is a predicted model, not a curated record. The transcript is spliced from 3 exons. Lineage: Eukaryota; Fungi; Ascomycota; Eurotiomycetes; Eurotiales; Aspergillaceae.
AUGCCGGCCCCCGUCGUGGAGGAGGUGCAGGCGGACCUGCAUCUCGAUCAGCAGCUUGAAGCCGUGGGCAAAGCAUUCGAUGCCCUGUUACUGACGCUCUACCGACUUACCAACAGACACAAUGACCUCAAAAAUCACACUGAGGACAUUUUCAAACAGUACACCAAUGUCACCAGAAAGCUUCCCCUUCAAGAUAGACCCCAUGCGAUGGAAGUGCAACAAGGGUUACUGGAUCAACAGAAAGAAUUGUGUCUAGGCCUCGUGCACAACAAAUCCUCAAUCGAUGAACAAUCCCUGAAUUCCAUGGACGUAAUCAAGACGCUCGUUGCACACCAAAAUGUAGACGAAACUGCCACCCGAGCCAUCGCGGCCGGCGUGAAGGGCUAUAAGGCCCUGCUCCGUUCCCAGGAUUCUCAUUCUCAAAUUUCCUCCAACUCCUGCAUGUUGAUAAGAGGCCCAGACCCUUCAGAGUUCCUAGAGCAGGACUUUACCACCAUUGGUGCUCAAGGCAGUCUGCAUUGUCCUUUCUCAAAGCCCCAGACGCCAGUAGGAACCGAGCCAAAGAAUGGCAAGGAUGAUGGCCCUAAGAUCCGUGUUGAUACAUGUGGACAUGCCGAUCUGGACCCCAUCAAGGCUGAACAGGAAGAGCGACGCUCCAGCAUAACCCCCUCCGCCGGAACCUCUUCGAGUCGAUGCCCCAUCUCCCGUUGCCCGAUCCGAUUCUUGGAUAAGCAUUCGCCAGAGGAAAUCGCUGAAUACGUGGAGAGACACAAGCAUGAAAUUCCACGAAGUCAUGCCAUUUGUGUGAAGCGAUACCAAAAGGAUCCUCAGAACAUGCGGCAACUGGAUGCAAAGUAUGGUGGAUUGAUCAAUAUGAUCAGUGGUCUCUCAGUCAAACAUCAAGCAUUCCUUCCAACCCGUGAAGAAAAUGUAGGUGGUAAUGGACAUGCUACGGAGAAGUCUGCAUCUACCGAAAGAGUAGAGAAAUGGGCCGAGAACGUGGAUCUGGCCAGCGAUGGGCCUGCACCCGCCGAACCCCCAAAUGAGCCCCAGAAUAAACCUGAAGCCGAUGAUGAUAACCGUGAGAGUCGUUUUGAUCGUCCCCUCCGCGAGGUUCGUUUGGGUGAAUCCCCAAGCCGGCCUUGGGGUAUUCACGUACCAAUUACAGAGCAGACAAAUGCCUCCCUUCCUUUCUCUGGAUCCGUACCUGGUCCGACGUCUCCCGAACCUCGACCUGUCGAUCCCCUCGAUAAAUCUCACCCUGUCGAAUCCCCCGAUAAAGCGCCCGCCGAUGGGCCAGUUAAGCCAGCUGGUCGUUGUCCAUUUGGGCAUGGUGCCCCUAAACCAAAAGCCACAGAGCCUGCACCCCCCGAGCCUCAUGCCGCUACUACUGGCCUUGCGGCUACUGCCCCCGACGCCGAACCACUCGCACCACUUUGGGCUAACAUGCCACCCUGGGCAACGGGCAAAGAUGCAAAGGACAAAGACGCAAACGCCCAAGCAGACCCGAAGCCCAUGCCAUCCCAUGUUACGUUCAACGGUCCCGUGUUUUUCGGCUACUCUGCUGAGCAAACUGUUAGCUUAUUGCAGCAGUUUCACGACUUAAACCUCGGCAGGCCUUCAUCUUAA